AUGCCCAACCGGCACGAAGCGGACGAUGAGGAUGACGAUCUGCUGGAAGAUGAACUUCCGGAGGAGGAUCAGUUUGGUCGCGUGCGCUACUUGGAGCUAUGCCGGGAGCUGGGUAUCAGUCCUGCCUCGCAGAUCCUAAAGUACUUGGAACUGGAGGCCCUACACGUAGAGCAUUAUGGUCAGCUGAUUCUCAACAUCCCGUGUGCUCUUGGUCUGGGCCUCAAGGGUACUCGCGCGCUGGCCGGGGCACUGCGCAUCAACCAGAACGUGACGGUUCUGCGGCUAGCGGAUAACGCCAUUCCGGAUGAGGGCUGCGGGGAGCUGCUGCGUAUGCUGCUGGAUAACGCCUCCGUGACGCUGCUGGACCUGUCUGGUAACCGGAUGGGACAACUGGGCUCCAAGGCACUAGCCGACCUGCUCAUGUCCCGGAACACCGUCCUCCGCAGCCUGACCCUGGCCAAGAUGAAGCUUGGCGACCGCGAGGGCGUGGUGCUGGGGAACUGCCUGGAGAACAACACGGCGCUGAGGCAGCUGGACCUGUCCAGUAACGACCUAGGGGAGAAGACGGCGCACGCACUGGGCCAGGUCCUGAUGGUCAACCUGGGCCUUACGGAUCUGAACCUGUCCUGGAACAAGCUGCGCCCCCGCGGUGUGGCGCACCUGGCGGAGGGGCUAAAGCCCAACCUCACGUUGCAGGUGCUGGGUCUGGGCUGGUGUGGCUUGCAGGACCUGGGUGCGGCCUCGUUCGGAGUGGCCCUGAAGAUUAACCAGGGCCUGGUGGAUGUAGACCUAUCAGGUAACCAGAUCACCCUGGAGGGCCUUAGGGCGCUGGCGGAGGGGAUCGCCAGCUCGGCCACAUUGGCAGCCAUUGUUCUUGACAACAAUGACCUACGAGCGGAGGGAGGCAAGGAGCUGCUGCACGCGGUGGACAGGAACAAGGGUCUGGUGGUGUGCAGCAUGGAGAACACCAAUACGUCGGAGCAGAUUCGGUUAGCGAUGGAGGCGCUCCUAGAGCCCCGGCGUAAGCUGAGGGACAAGCUACGUGCGCAGCAGCAACAACAGCAGCAACAGCAGCAGCACCAGUAG
Molecule: messenger RNA, 1086 nt
Organism: Volvox carteri f. nagariensis
Lineage: Eukaryota; Viridiplantae; Chlorophyta; Chlorophyceae; Chlamydomonadales; Volvocaceae
Exons: 11
Coding region: 1-1086 (361 amino acids)
Molecular function (GO): protein binding
Source: RefSeq, a predicted model, not a curated record